Molecule: messenger RNA, 2387 nt
Organism: Micromonas pusilla CCMP1545
Lineage: Eukaryota; Viridiplantae; Chlorophyta; Mamiellophyceae; Mamiellales; Mamiellaceae
Exons: 3
Coding region: 109-2298 (729 amino acids)
Biological process (GO): tRNA 3'-terminal CCA addition
Molecular function (GO): CC tRNA cytidylyltransferase activity; ATP:3'-cytidine-cytidine-tRNA adenylyltransferase activity; RNA binding
Source: RefSeq, a predicted model, not a curated record
CACGCGAGACACGCGAGGCGUCCCGCGAGCGUCGAUCCGCCCUCCGCGCGCGCUCUCGCGUCACGCGCGAGCGACGUCGCGCGCGCACGGCGUGAACCGCGCCUCGGAAUGCAAGGCGCGAGCGUCGCGAGGACCGCCCUGAGGGGCUGCUUCGUUCGAGCGUCGCGAGCGGUCGUCUCGCUCCGGCCGUCGUCGUCGUCGUCGUCGUCGUCGCCGUCGUCGUCGUCGUCCGCCAAGGUCGCGAGCGGGGGUUCGCGAGGACGCGCGAGGGUCGUCGCGAGGAGCGCGGUCGGGUUCCACCGCGGGCAGAUCUACGCGCAUCCCAAGGGGAAGCACGCGGAAGCGGUCCGAAUCCGCGCGAGCGCGCACAAGCGCCCGACGACGCGCGCGGUCUCGUCCGCGUCGCUUCUCCAAGAGCGCUCCCCUCCGUCGAAGCAAGCGAUCCCGCAAGUCUCCGUGACGGACGCGUGCGACCUCGCGGAAGAGGAAGAAGUCUCGAAGCGGGCGGUGAUCACGAUGACCCCCGGGGCGACGGUGACGUGCACCGCGGAGGAGGAGCGCAUCUUCGCGACGCUCCUCGAGGUGGUGGAGAAGAACGAUCUCCCCGUGACGCUGCGCGUCGCGGGCGGGUGGGUGCGAGAUAAACUCUUGGGAAAGAACAGCACGGACAUCGACAUCGCGAUCGACUCGCUUCUCGGGCGCGAGUUCGCGGAGCUCGUGAACGCGCAUCUGAGAGAGAAGGGCGAGACCGUGCACGGCGUCGGGGUCAUACAGUCCAACCCGGACCAGAGCAAACACCUGGAGACGGCGACGAUGCGCGUCCACGACGUGUGGCUCGACCUCGUGAACUUGCGCUCGGAGAAUUACAGCGAAGAGAGCCGGAUCCCGGAGAUGACCUUCGGGUCCGCGACGGACGACGCGUUUCGCCGCGAUCUGACCAUAAACGCGCUCUUCUACAACAUCAACCUGAAGCAAGUCGAGGACUUCACCGGGAUGGGUCUGAAAGACCUUCAAGACGGCGUCGUUCGAACGCCGCUGCCGCCGAAGACGACGUUUCUGGACGACCCGUUGCGCAUCUUACGCGCGGUGCGAUUCGCGUCGAGGUUCGGGUUCGUCCUGGACGACGAGAUCGUAUCCGCCGCGGGCGACGCGGACGUUCAGUGCGCGCUGCGGACGAAAGUCUCCAGAGAGCGCGUCGGGAAGGAGGUGAGCGGGAUGCUCAGAGGGCCUUCCCCCGGCGACGCGAUGACGUUGCUGUGCCGAUUCAGGCGCGUUCUAUUACCACACUGUCUCUUCGAGGUGGUCUUCACGCCGGCGUCGCUGAUCAACCUCGAAGCGCUUUCCGCGCUGCCGCCGAACACGACGUCGUGGGCGUGCCUGCAUUCGCUGCGGUCGCUCGACGCGCUGCUGAGCGCGCACGCGAACGCGGGAGGCAAGCCGUGGAGCAAGUCGUUCUCGUGCGAAGAACGCGAGUGGCUCGUGCUCGCCGCCUUUUUGGCGCCGCUGCGAACGCUCUGCGUCCCUCCGCAAGGGAAGAAACAGAAGCCGACGCCGCUCGUGGAGGUGUGCGUGAAGGAGGCGCUCAAGAUGCGAGGCAAGGACGCGGACGCGGUGAGUCUGAUACUCGACGCCGCGGUGGACAUGAGGGCGGGGGUGUUGGGGUCGUACGACGACUCCGUCGCCGCCUCAAUCGCCGCCGAGCGGAUGAAGGAAGCCGGACGCGUCGAGACGGUGCGUCGGCAGACCGCGGGACGGGCGAUUCGCCGGGGCAAGGAGCAGUGGCGGCUCGCGCUCGUGAUCGGCGCGGUCAUGGAGAUGCCCGGGGUGGUGUCGUUCGGCGACGGCGACGAGGUGGAGACGUGGGCGGUGGAGUUGUCGAGGGGGGGACCGGUGGCGCAGAAUUUGUUGGGCCAACGCGGGUCGCCGCUGCACGCGUUCAGCGCGAUUCAAAAGGGCGCCGCGGGCGUCGUGGAGUCCUCCGAGCUCGCGCCCGCGGGGAUCCGAGUGCGAACCGCGGCGGCAGCGAUGGCGGGGCGCGUUCGAACGGUCGAGGAGCUCAUCUUCGCGAUGAAACUCGAUCGAGCGUACGAGUUGAAACCGCUCCUCGCGGGGCAAGAGAUCAUGCGGCUCGCGGGGAUGUCGCGAGGCGGGCCCGCGAUGAAGGUGUUCAACGAGCGGCUGAUCGACUGGCAGCUCGAGAACCCGGAGAGCGGCGCGGACGACGCGCGCGCGUACAUCGAGAGCAUACGCGAGGAGGUGAUGCACGCGGCGGCGUACACCGACGACGGUCGGAAGUGACGGCUCGACGAAGAGAAGGAAGGAGCGCCGCUCUCUCUCUCUUGCUUGUACCGAUAUACGUUUAGGUUGUAACACGACUACUGUACCGC